This is a messenger RNA of Arabidopsis arenosa, 4553 nucleotides long. NCBI's taxonomy places the organism in Eukaryota, Viridiplantae, Streptophyta, Magnoliopsida, Brassicales, Brassicaceae. The record is from the annotation of a GenBank genome assembly.
AAACAAGAAAACCCUAAUCACUCCGGCUUAAGCUCUCUGUGUAAUAAUGGCGGCGGAGAGAUCGUCCAUCACUCUCGGAGGGAAAGGUUCUUCUUUCACUUCUGCCUCCGUUUACAAGGUUGCUUCCGGCGUCGCUAAUGUACGAAUUGACUCUUCUGCGGUCGAGAGAUUCUCCACUAGAAACCUUCCAUCGAUCAAAAGAAGCUCCUUUGGUAUCCCUCAAGGUUUAACGAACGAAGAAACUCGAGCUUCUUUGGCUGUUCUCUUAAACAAGCUUAUUUUGUCGACUUCUGGUCCUCCUUCUUCCUCCACCGCUCGUUCUGUUCUUCCGCUUAAGAUUUUAGAGAUUCUGAAUUCGAAUGCUGAGAGUUUGGAUUUGGGUGAGAUUGAUGUGACUGAAGGGGAAAACAUUGUGUUGGAGAAGUCUUGUGCUUCGUUGAUUGGACUCUGUUCUAUUAUAGAUCACAAAUCGACGACUCUUUCCCAGAUUGUGGAUUCUGUUGCUGCUUUGAGUUGUGAGGUUACAAAGGCUGAUAUAGCUUCGUUUAGCUUGUUGGAUUCAGGAGAUGGGAAUGGUGAUAAAGAUGUGAUUGGUGUUGCUGGUGAUCUCAAGGUUUUGCUUAACGGGUAUAAAGGUGUGGGGAAAUUAGAAAUUGAAGAGAUUUCGAAAAUUCCUUGGAUUCAUGGGAAAUUCAGGUAUGUGGUGAAAAGUGUGCAUUCUGAUGCUAGGAGAGAAUUGAAUUCCGGUGUUAAAGGAGGCAAAACUGGGUCUGGAAACACUGGUAUUGGUGAGGCUUUAGGGACAACAUUGUUACCUUUGUUAACGGCGAUUAAAAACUUGGGUGUGUGUUCGUUCCUUCGUGCUAAGCUUUGUUUCGAGAAGAUUGUGAAUGAGAAUCUAAGGAGUUGUUUGUCUGAAGUGUUCGAAAAGAGCCGUGUGGAGUAUGAGAAUCUAAAGAAUAGCUAUAAGUUAGCUUAUACUGCUCAUUUGGAAGAGGAUUACUGCAGAUUUGCUCACGAACUGAAUGAGUCUCUGGGAAUUGUAUGGAGAAUUGUUGGUUUGGAGGCAGUUGCUGCCUUUUUUGCUCUUGCUGGUGGAGAAUUGUUUGUUCAGAAGAGCGGAGAUGCGGACAAAGAAGAGUCGAAGACCGAUAAGAAAAAGAAGAAGAAUGAGAAAAAAGCAGUUGUGGGGAAGGGGACAAGUUUAGUUAUCCAGUUUAUCAAAGAUAGAUUGGUGAGUAAUGAGGCAGCAAGUGAUGGUGACCAGAUGCGUUCAUUGAAGCAAAUCUUAAAUCUUUUCAACCCGGAGGGUCGCGGUUUUGAUAGCUUAUUGGAUAAAGUGAAAGAGAUUGUAGAAAGUAAUGAAAACAGGAGACUUCCCAAGCUUCCAAAGGGAACUCGAGAUUUCGCUAAAGAACAAAUGGCAGUCCGAGAAAAAGCCUUUUCAAUCAUACAAAACGUUUUCAAGAGGCAUGGUGCAACUGCACUUGAUACUCCUGUUUUUGAAUUGAGAGAGACCCUAAUGGGAAAGUACGGAGAAGACUCGAAAUUGGUUUAUGAUAUUGCUGAUCAGGGUGGAGAGCUUUGCUCUUUACGAUAUGAUUUAACUGUUCCAUUUGCACGGUAUGUGGCUAUGAAUGGAAUCACAUCAUUCAAAAGAUACCAAAUAGCAAAGGUGUACAGAAGGGAUAAUCCAUCUAAAGGGAGAUACAGAGAGUUUUAUCAGUGUGAUUUUGAUAUCGCUGGUUUGUUCGAACCAAUGGGACCCGAUUUUGAAAUUGUCAAGAUAUUAACUGAACUCCUCGACGAAUUGGAGAUUGGAGAUUAUGAGGUGAAACUGAAUCACCGCAAGUUGCUUGAUGGAAUGCUGGAGAUAUGUGGAGUACCACCUGAGAAAUUCAGAACCAUCUGUUCGAGUAUCGACAAGUUAGACAAGCAAUCGUUUGAGCAAGUGAAGAAAGAAAUGGUGGAGGAGAAAGGCUUGUCUUCAGAGAUUGCAGACAGAAUUGGCAACUUUGUUAAGGAGAAGGGAGCUCCUUUAGAGCUAUUGUCUAAACUGAGACAAGAAGGGAGUGAGUUCUUAGAUAACCAGUCAUCAAAAGAAGCUCUUGAUGAGUUGAGUAUCAUGUUUGAAGCUCUUGAAAGAUCAAAGUGCAGUCACAGAAUAGUCUUUGAUCUAAGUCUAGCUAGAGGUCUUGAUUACUACACCGGUGUCAUCUUUGAAGCUGUUUGUAUAGGAGCAGAGGUGGGAUCAAUUGGUGCUGGUGGGCGAUACGAUAACCUUAUAGGAAUGUUUGGAACAAAGCAAGUCCCUGCGGUUGGGAUGAGCCUGGGAAUCGAGAGAGUGUUUAAUAUAAUGGAAGAACUUAACGAGAAACAGAAACAAGUGAUUCGACCAACGGAGACACAGGUUUUGGUUAGUAUAAUGGUGGAUAAUAAACUAGCGGAAGCAGCAGAACUGGUAAGUAAGUUAUGGGAUGCCAAGAUCAACGCAGAGUAUCUAGUGAGCAAGAGGAAAGAAAAGCAUUUCAAUCGAGCAAAGGAAUCAGGGAUUCCUUGGAUGGUGAUGAAGAAUCUCAAGCUCUUCUUCUCUUGUUUCCCCCGAUUUGAAUCUGAUUCUGAGAUCCUCUUACCUUUUGAUCCUGACGAAGAAGAGAUUGCUGAGAAAGAAAGGGUUCUCAUGAUUCUCGUGUUCUUGCAGAAAGUAGCUGGAACUAAAUUUGAGAGAUCUCUUUUGCAUAGUUUGAAUCAUCAUUGCUCUUUGCGGGGAGAAUUGGCCCUUAGAAUGGGGUCCUGUUUAUCUGCAGAGAGCAGGAGCCCUAGACCGGGCUCUCCUUGCUCUCCUGCUUUUAGUGUGAGGAAGAGGAAGAACUCUAAGAAGCGACCUGGUUCUAGGAACUCUUCCUUUGAUUACAGAAGAGAAGAACCGUUGAAUCAGGUUCCGGGGCGCAUGUUCUUGAAUGGAUCAACUGAGGUUGCUUGUAUCUUCACUCAACAAGGCAAGAAAGGGCCUAAUCAAGAUGCCAUGGUUGUUUGGGAGAAUUUUGGUUCGAGGACUGAUACAAUCUUCUGUGGAGUGUUUGAUGGACAUGGUCCAUAUGGUCAUAUGGUUGCAAAGAGGGUCAGAGACAAUCUUCCUCUCAAAUUAAGUGCUUAUUGGGAAGCAAAAGUACCAGUUGAAGGUGUUCUAAAGCCAAUCACCACCGACACCGUUAAUAAUGCAACCAACAUUAACAACCCUGAAGAUGCUGCUGCUGCUGCUUUUGUAUCUGCUGAAGAAGAACCUAGGACAUCUGCUGACAUGGAGGAGGAGAACACAGAAUCCCAACCGGAAUUGUUUCAAACGCUGAAAGAGUCGUUUCUUAAGGCUUUUAAAGUUAUGGAUAGAGAACUUAAAUUCCAUGGAAGUGUUGACUGUUUCUGCAGUGGGACAACAGCUGUAACCUUGAUCAAGCAGGGUCAGUAUCUCGUUGUUGGAAAUGUUGGGGACUCUAGAGCUGUAAUGGGUACAAGAGACAGUGAAAAUGCUCUUGUCGCUGUUCAACUAACUGUGGAUCUUAAGCCAAAUCUCCCAGCUGAGGCAGAGAGAAUAAGAAAGUGUCGAGGACGGGUGUUUGCACUUAGAGAUGAACCUGAAGUUUGUAGAGUUUGGCUGCCAAAUUGUGACUCACCUGGACUUGCUAUGGCACGUGCUUUUGGAGACUUUUGCCUUAAAGAUUUUGGCCUAAUCUCUGUGCCUGAUGUAUCUUUCCGUCGAUUAACCGAAAAAGAUGAGUUUAUAGUGUUGGCUACAGAUGGGAUUUGGGAUGUUCUCUCAAAUGAAGAUGUAGUGGCGAUUGUAGCUUCAGCUCCAUCGCGCUCCUCUGCAGCUAGAGCUUUAGUCGAGUCUGCAGUUAGAGCUUGGAGAUACAAAUACCCGACUUCCAAAGUCGAUGACUGUGCCGCUGUUUGCUUGUAUCUAGACUCCAACAACACAAACGCCAUAUCUACAGCUUCUUCCAUCUCCAAACUGGAAGAUGAAGAAGAAGAAGAACUAAAAGCCGCGUCUGAGGAUGAUGAUGCAUCAGGACCAAGCGGUCUAGGCCGUUCGAGUACUGUCACGACGGGGAAAGAGAUUGCUCUUGAUGAAAGUGAAGCUGAGAAGCUGAUAAAAGAAGCGGAUAACUUGGAUUCAGAACCUGGAACAGAGUAUUCUGCACUAGAAGGUGUUGCAAGAGUUAAUACACUUUUAAACUUACCAAGAUUUGUGCCUGGAAAGUGAAAAGAGAAAGAAGAGUUGAAGUGGAAGAAGUUGAGCGGUGAUAAAUGAUAUCAAAAUAAAUCACCCAAGACAAGGUACUGUGUCUUUUUGUUCUUUUGUUUUUCCUUUUCAACUUUCUUACAUUGAUCUCUAUUCUUUUUUUGAGUCAUAAUUCAUUGGUUUUGGAACCUAAAUUUUUGUCAGUUUUGUCUUUUAUUGUCUUUCUCUCUUGUUGAUGUUUAUGCUGUUUUUUGGUCUUGUCAGUAAAGAAGAGUGAAAACAUCACAUGAUGUAAUAAUGGCUUGUGUCUGUA